UCUACCAACGUUUUGGUUUGCUAACCAAAGGUUCGAAAAGGACUUCUUUAAUAUCGCGUAAUCAGGGUACCUAUAGCCAAUCUAGAUGACAAUCGCUGAUAGUAAACGGCAAUACAAACUAAAAUAAUGUAUGGAAAUAGUCACGUGACUUUUCGUAGCAUCUGUCAUCUCGAUACAUUUUUUUCUUUUUGUUAACGUUUGUCGUAGUACGAUUGUCAUUUUGGCCAGGCCCCCAGGUGUAUGAGCGCGUGUCGCACUGAUUUAAUAAGUUGUCGCAUUCAUGCAAGAACUCCAUGGUUUAAGGGCCCGGGUGCAUAAAGCGGGCGCACGCACGCGGGUGCCAUCGUAGAUAAAAUCCGUCGUACGCCUCCGCGGCAGUUAGCGCUGCUCAUACUAUUUUUCGUUAACCCGCUCAUCCGUUUCCAUUUCGUUCAUCCGCUCCGUGCAACCGCGCCAGCUAGCGGACGCCCUUGGAUUAUGAGCGUGAAGGAUCGAUGGAAUUGUCUGUCAUAGUAAAUGUAACAUGUAUACUCCUGUCAUUCAAACUGACAAAUCAGUAAAAUGUUAAACUACGAGAGUGACAGUAUUUAUGAGCCCGGCAUCUACUUGUAAAUACUAAGGUGACCUGACUCUAUUAAAAUGACAAAUACACUGUUGUUUUCGCAAGGAACAAAAAAAACAGCAGCCAUUUAAACUGAUACAAGCUUUGACAAACAUUCUAUAAGAUUCUAAAUCAUUCAAACGUUUUAGUGUGAAAUGAGCGUUAUUGAACCGAAUCAAGGCUCGGAAACCGGUUAAAUGUCCAAACCGUUAUCAUAUACUUGGCGUAAAACGUUUUAAUUCCGGUUUCGGUCGAAAACCCGUUAUUUUAAACCGGUUUUUAUGAGAACAGUUCUUGUCAAAUUAACUGGUUCAAAACAAUAAAAACCUCCAGGCCGACACAUGUAAUUGGCGCAAAACCUUUUAAUUUCGGUUUCGCUCUAAAAACCGUUUUUUUUACCGGUUUUUAUGAGUACAGUUCUUGUCAAAUUUAUCGGUUUAGUUUAGAACAAUAAAAAUCACCAGGCCGACAGGCCGUUGCGUUGCUAGCGAAUAAACGGGUUUGUUUAGAUGAGAAUAAAGUUCUUAAAACGUUCGCGUUUUUAUAAAACUUCGGAGGAAAACCGAAAUAAACCGGUAUUUUAAAAACCGGUCCUGAGCCUUGUACAGAAUCAACGUUUGUGUGCACAUGCUCUUACACGACUAAACUUUGAACAGUUAUAUAUGUAGUUAAACUGUUAAGUGUUCAGAGCAAUAAGCCGAUACUGUGCUGUAUUAUGUUUGAGUAACAUGUUUACGUAAUACAUCAAUAUCGAUAUGUUAGUAUGUACCGAACGCCUCUCGCAACGUUCGACAAAUGUUUGGAGAGCUAAACAUUAAAACGCGUGAGUUUUCGGUUGAAAGUAGUGAAUAUUUCGUUAAUUAUUAGUAUUUAAAGUGAAACGAAUGUAAACACAAGCAUUAACGUGAAAAUACUGAUUUACUACCUCAUCUUGUUUUCUCCCAAAUGCUUCUAAUCUGGCUACUCCUCAUCCCAUCAGUGGCCGCCUUUGUUUGUAAAGGCGCCUGCGAACACUGCGCGAAGAACAUGAACCAGGGUUCCGCCUCCUGUGCUCUGUGCAGGGAUUGCAAGAGAUUCGAAAAUCGUCGCAUGAUGGAGUCCCACACAAGAAUACCCAUUCUAAACGACCAGCAGAAGAAUGAUUUGAAAGAAUUGGAGAAAUUCGAGUUCAAACAGGUGAUGAAGGAGUACGGAUUGAAGCCGGAGGACUUGAUAGAUACUGACAUUGACACUAGUAUGCAGGAUGAUACUAAUUCUAACGGUACCCAGAAUAAUACUGAUCCUAACGCUUGCAUAGAUUUCAUCUCCUGCUUUGCAAAAUCGGAGGAGAACUUUAGUGGCAAAUUACUGCAUGGCAGAGUUACGUUGACAACUCAAACGCCUAAAAAAAAAUGCCGCAACAUGUGCUCACCACGUUUCACUCCCAGCCCUACGCGGACUACACGUUGUCCCCCUGUCACGCCUUGCAAGAAAGCCUUGAUGAAGAUCACACGAACGGACGGACGAACAAGGUCGACGUUACCACCUCAUGAGUCGAUUUUAAGCGAUAUAGUCACUCUGGGAGAUUCAGACUACGAUUUAAAUGACCAAGGUUGUCCUACCCAGCCCAGUUGCUCUGAUUACGAAGACUAUGAAAUGCGAGUUACAAAAAGGGGGUCUGUCUCUCCACCAAAGAUUGUUACGAAAACAUGUUGUCCCAAGAAACUGCUUAAGAUGCUAACCACAACACCAGCCUGUGUGACUUGUAUGCCUUUUUGUCAGCAGCCUUGCGCGAUUGUCACACAAAUACCUUUUCUACCGACAUCUAUGCCUCAAGAGACCCGGGAAACUCUUAUCACAGUAAAACCAAUGACAGCAAAAAACAUACCAACCGAGAGUAGUGAAGAAAAAGAAAAAAACCAACCAAAAGAAGAAAUAACCAAAAGUUCGACUGAAGGCACGACCAAGGACUAUAUUUACGUCUAUGUCGGCGUUCCAAAAGAUGUGAAACAUCUUCGUAAAGGCUAAAAUAUUAUGUAUUUCUUUUUAA
This is a messenger RNA of Cydia pomonella (codling moth), 2630 nucleotides long. RefSeq lists its product as uncharacterized. Bases 1547 to 2608 code for a protein of 353 amino acids. Lineage: Eukaryota; Metazoa; Arthropoda; Insecta; Lepidoptera; Tortricidae. The record is from RefSeq and is a predicted model, not a curated record. The transcript is spliced from 5 exons.